CCACAUGUUUACAUGUAUCAGCUUGUACUCACACAAACAGGUGUGCAGCAGGUAGUAUUAAACGCAACCUUAUUUAUCAGUUGAAGGAAAUGAUUAGAGGAAACUGCACUCAGCGGUUAACAUCCUUCAAAUGCUCAGAAGUGGAGAGAAAAACCCCUCAUAUGACGCUCAGCAGUUUGAAGCAGAUCAUUCGCAGCUCAACCAGCAGGAUGAGAAGAAUCAGGACACAGUGAGUCAAACCCUGAAGCAAGUACAAGCCUUCAGAUCUUCCAGUCACAGAGCUUUGGGAACAAACCAUCCCAGUGGUCUCCAAGAAGGAAAUCUGAUGACUGGAUAAAUGGAGAGAGAUAAGAAAUCCCUUUCCCUGUUUAUUCUGCUUCCUCUGCUGCUGGUCUGCAGAACUGAUGCGUGUCCCAGCCUCCCAGAUAAUCUCACCUGCUACAAUGACUACAGUAAAAACAUCACAUGUUUGUGGAACAGCACAUACGUGACUGAUCGCACAGACGCCGUAUGCACAAUACACGCCAAAUAUCAAGCUCGCUACUUGUCUUACAGUGCUUCCUGUCACCUGGAGCCUGUUGACAUCUCCAGACCAGCCCUGAAGAUGUGCUCCCUGAUCUUUAAAUCUGACCACACUUUUUCCAGUUUCCAUGUGUUGUCCUUUAAUCUGAGCUGUAACCAUAUGAAGCCUGUAAUCACUUCCUACAAGCCAUCUUGUCACAUAAGGGUGAAUCCUCCAGGAAGACCAGAAGUCAACUUCACCACUAUUUCCUGGUUGUCCCAACUCACCGAGCAUUCAAUGAUCGUCUUAUACAAAACUGAAGUGCAGUGGAAACAGCAGGAUCAGUCGUGGAGUGAUCCUGCUGUGCAGAAAAACACUGGCAUUCAGUGUGAGCAUAAGUGCGAGGCAGAUCUGAAAAAAGAUUUCCUGAUACAAGAUGAGAGGUACGAGGCACGAGUUCGAGUGCGGUCUGUUAUUGAGAGCCGUGAGGGAGCCUGGAGUGACUGGAGCCCCACUGUAUCAUGGGUGUCGCCAGUAGGAAACAGAAAACCACCAUCAGGUGUUCCUACACGUGUUGUGUUCAUAAGUGUAGCAGGUGUUGUGGUAUUGCUGACAGUCGUACUCUUCAGCACUAACAAAAACUGGGUUUACGUGGUAAAGAUGAUCACAGGUCCGCCAAUACCAGACCCGGGAAAGUCCUUUCUGCAUGAUGUACAGUUUAAGAGUGUGUUCACCAGUGAAUCCUUUCACUCCUUCUUGAAACCAGUGGAAAUUAUCACAGUAGAAUUAACCUCCUCUGUGGAUGCCGUCACAGCCUGCAGGCCAGAUGAGAAGAUCGUGAUAAACAAAGGCAGCUAUGACUCCACCAACUCCAGCUUCUCUAACCCGAGUUACUCUGAGCUUUGCACUCCUCCUAUUUCCUCACUCAGUGCUGGGAAUCUGAAGCCGUGUGCGACUGACACGCCUUAUGGCCCUGUUGGUACUCAGGGUCAAGGAAAACGCACAGAACAGGAGAGCAAUGAAGGGAGAGAGAAAGAACAUGAGAUGGUUAAGUUGCUUCUCAAAGGCAGCAGCAACAGUGAGCCAGUGCAGGUGAUUUCAGACUACGAGAAGUCUGAGAAGCUCAACAUUGAUCGCUUUAGGCUCCAGAGUCUAGAUUCAGGCAUGUCCAGUUGUGAAGAGGCCAGUGAAGACAGCAUGGAGGCAGAUAGCAUGAACAUGACUGACAGUCAUGAUGAGGAUCCAGAGGGUGAGGAUGAGAAGGAGGGAGAGAAUGAACAAAAGGCAGGUUUUCAGAAGUUGUUUGGAGGUAAAUCUGACAAGUUUAUUCAGGUUUGUUCCGAUUACGAGCGAGUCGAGAAGCCGCCGGCCGACAGCCCAGAGCUUCCCAGCUUGGAUUCAGGCGUUUGCAGUGGGGGAGAGGAGCAGAUGAGUCAGGAUGAGAGCAUGGAGGAUGUUGAUAAGUCCACUGAAUCUACACACUUCCUGUUUCCACCUCAUCUUCCCAGGGCUUUACCAUGCUCCUUGCUCUCUUUUCCACAACUGCCUUUGAAAUUAUGUGGGCCUGGUCUGAGACCAGCUUUGCAACUUCAGCCAAGUCCUAUGCUGCAGGGGUUCACUCUGAUGUCAGCAGGCAGAUCACUGGAGCCCUCUGUUGAUGGCUAUAUGCCAGUGAAACAGGAGGGCUGAGAGCAGACAGUAGGCCUAACUAGCAGGACAAAAAUAAGACGUAGCAUUUGCAGGAUUCAUGACGCCAGUCAGCUCUCAAGAAAAUAAACCAGUCCAUAAAUAUUUAUCUUCAGGUUUCAGCAACUUUGAAGGGGAUUUAAUCCAUUUUUUGUUAAUUUCAUAUAUUUAUGACAAUAUUUAUGCCACGUUAGCAGCCCAUAGACACUUAGUAUCACCCCAGCAGAAAAUAAUGUGAAUCUUUUCACAGUGUAAAUGCAGUCCUCUCUCUUCCAUUGCACUAGCUACCCUGACUGUCACAAGUAAACUAUGGUAACACACUAUAUGAAUAAAAGUACUGGAUCACCUACACAUUCCACCUACAGGAGCUUCUUAAGCUCUUCAGAAUGACCCAUUCUUUCACAAAUGCUGGAUGGGUGCUUGAUUUUAAGUUCAAAGAUUCGGAGGCUUUUGGCCACAUAGUUCAUUUAACAGUGAUGGAUUGCUUGACUGAAAAUGUAACAAAAUAAUUAACUACUUGAAUUACAGAACAUUACAUUUAAUUUUACAUACAACAGAAAAGUAAUCAGAGUACUCUAUCAUGUAUACUUUAUCAUGCUUGAUUUCAGGACUGCAAUGUUACAGGUCCUGAUGUUGUGAAUAAUUUUUUCUGGACUGGUUGAUGCUAAUUUUUCACCUGACUGCCUUAAGAAGCUCAUUUUUAAAAAUGUUUUUUUGGAUAGAGGAAGGCGUGGUGUACAGAUGGUUAAAUCAUCUUUCUGCAGGUACAGUAAGGAUUUUACCACCAUUAGUUCCCGGGACAGUGUAUAAGAAACUCCACCGUUGUCGUGUGAGAGGCUGCUUAAAGUCAAUGCUUACUUUAAUUUUUUAUGCUGAGUAUGUACAUUUUUUUUUCAUCUAAUUUAUAUUCCUAUGGCAGUUAUUUGAAGGCAGCUAUUUACUGAGUUGAGUAUGUUGUUUUAUUUAUUUAUUUUUUUUUUAUUUUCCUUUUUAUUUACUUCUGAAUAAGAUACAUACACUGGUGACAGUACAGCAACAACACAAGCUGAUAUCCAUGCAGUCAUACACAAAUGGAGGCACAUGUAUAUAUCCACAUAUAUCUCUGUCCCCCGGUGUCAAGACAUAAGCGCAAAAAUAAUCAUUUCACCCUCCACGUUGCUGAAGUCGCCCUCCAGCCUAGGCAUCAGGGUGGUCAACCAAAAUAAAACAAUUCAAAUGUUGCUUCUGCAAGUUCAAAAAAAAUUUUUUUUUAAUUGUUUUUUUAAAUAAAGGAUGAGGAACUGACUAUGUUGUUUUAAAUGAUGUCAUGUCAUGAAUUAGUUAUUUUCCAUGAAAACUAAAAA
Archocentrus centrarchus (flier cichlid) is the source of this 3531-nucleotide messenger RNA. RefSeq lists its product as uncharacterized. Gene Ontology annotation, cellular component: membrane; external side of plasma membrane. The record is from RefSeq and is a predicted model, not a curated record. NCBI's taxonomy places the organism in Eukaryota, Metazoa, Chordata, Actinopteri, Cichliformes, Cichlidae. The transcript has 11 exons. The coding region runs from base 338 to 2191 and encodes 617 amino acids. Gene Ontology annotation, biological process: immunoglobulin mediated immune response; cytokine-mediated signaling pathway. Gene Ontology annotation, molecular function: protein binding; cytokine receptor activity.